CCGUAACCCAAGUUGUCACCACCAGAUGUCAUCCUCAUCUCUAACUCUCACUCUCACUCUUAGUUAUCGUUCAGUUACUCAACUUUCUACCUCUAUUUCUCCGAUUCAUAUCUUUUUUUAAUCUUUGGAAGCCAUGGGAGUCAGCAACAACAUAACAGCUUUCCUCAACUUCGUUGCCCUCCUCGCCUCCGUCCCCAUAAUCGGGGCCGGCAUCUGGCUUGCCUCUAAGCCCGACAACGAGUGUAUCCACUACUUCCGGUGGCCGGUGGUCAUCCUCGGCUUCCUCAUCCUCCUCGUCUCCUUGGCUGGCUUCAUCGGCGCCUACUGGAACCGUAAGGGCCUCCUUGCCUUGUACCUCUUCUGUAUGGCCGUCCUCAUCGCCCUCCUCCUCAUCCUCCUCGUCUUCGCCUUCAUCGUCACCCGCCCUGAUGGCAGCUACUCCGUCCCCAGCAGAGGGUACAGGGAGUACCGGCUCGACGGCUUCUCCGCCUGGCUCAGGGACCACGUUACCAACUCUGGGAACUGGGGGAAGAUUAGGACCUGUUUGGCCGAUUCCGACGUUUGUGCUAAGCUUAACCAGAAUUACAUCACCUCUGAUCAGUUUUUCGGCGCUCAUAUCUCUCCUCUUCAGUCAGGUUGUUGUAAACCUCCAACGGUUUGUGGCUACAAUUAUGUCAGCCCAACAAUGUGGUUAAACCCAGUGAAUCCAAUGGGUGACCCAGACUGCCUGUUGUGGAACAAUGACCAGAGUGUGCUGUGCUACAAUUGUAACUCAUGCAGGGCUGGUCUGUUGGGGAACCUGAGAAAAGAAUGGAGGAAAGCCAAUGUAGUUCUUAUUGUGGCAGUGGUGGUGCUGAUAUGGGUCUAUCUCAUUGCAUGCAGUGCCUUCAAGAAUGCCCAAACAGAGGACCUCUUCCGCCGCUACAAACAGGGUUGGAUUUGAUCUUGAUCCCGAACACAUCCCACUUCUCGCAUUGAUCUUUUAUCCCCGUUGUAUAUAUAUUCUUGUGUUGUUUUCCUUUCUAGAACAAACGAGACAGUUCAAGUUGAAGAAAGUUGGGUAAAGGUCUGUCAUCACUCUGAAGAUAAGAAUAGCAUCCCAAUAAUUAAAAGCAUUCCAAUAAGAUUAUUCUGGUUCA
Molecule: messenger RNA, 1139 nt
Organism: Carya illinoinensis
Lineage: Eukaryota; Viridiplantae; Streptophyta; Magnoliopsida; Fagales; Juglandaceae
Product: tetraspanin-2
Exons: 2
Coding region: 134-943 (269 amino acids)
Biological process (GO): auxin-activated signaling pathway
Cellular component (GO): plasmodesma; plasma membrane
Source: RefSeq, a predicted model, not a curated record